Molecule: messenger RNA, 5272 nt
Organism: Eleginops maclovinus (Patagonian blennie)
Lineage: Eukaryota; Metazoa; Chordata; Actinopteri; Perciformes; Eleginopidae
Gene: fubp1
Product: far upstream element (FUSE) binding protein 1
Exons: 19
Coding region: 15-2063 (682 amino acids)
Biological process (GO): regulation of DNA-templated transcription
Cellular component (GO): nucleus; cytoplasm
Molecular function (GO): mRNA binding
Source: RefSeq, a predicted model, not a curated record
GCAGAUCAUCAGAUAUGGCUGACUACAGCAGCGUGGCUCCUCCGUCCUCUAACUCCGGUGCUGGCAUGAACGACGCUUUUAAAGAUGCUCUACAGAGAGCACGGCAGGUAAGAACAUCAUUUGAUCAAAUCGCAGCGAAGAUCGGCGGUGAUGUUGUUUCAGCUCCCCAGACGAACGACUUUGGCUACGGAGGCCAGAAAAGGCCCCUGGAGGACGCUGGUGGGUAUUUUCCCAUGCCUAACCUAAAUAUCGACCAACCAGAGACGAAGAAAGUGGCUACAAACGACGCCUUUUCAGGAAUGGGAGGAAUGGGUGGUCCCCCAAGGUCAUUAUCAGAGGAAUUCAAGGUCCCAGAUGGCAUGGUUGGAUUCAUUAUUGGAAGAGGAGGCGAACAAAUCUCUCGCCUGCAGCAAGAGUCUGGAUGUAAGAUACAGAUUGCAUCGGACAGUGGAGGUAUGCCUGAUAGGUCGGUGACACUGACCGGAGGACCAGAAUCCAUCCAGGCUGCCAAGAGGCUACUCACAGAGAUCGUUGAAAAGGGCCGUCCAGCUCCUGCAUUCAACCACAACGACGGCCCCGGAACAACAGUCCAGGAGAUCAUGAUCCCUGCCACUAAAGCUGGACUCGUGAUUGGGAAGGGAGGAGAAACCAUCAAAGGACUUCAGGAAAGAGCUGGCGUGAAGAUGGUCAUGAUCCAAGAUGGACCCCAAAACACAGGUGCUGACAAGCCACUCCGUAUUUCAGGAGAACCCUUUAAAGUUCAGCAAGCCAAAGAGAUGGUGAUGGAGCUGAUCAGGGAUCAAGGCUUCAGGGAGCAGAGGGGAGAGUACGGUUCACGAGUCGGAGGCGGCAGUAAUAAUGGAGACAGCUUAGAUGUUCCCGUCCCCCGGUUUGCAGUGGGGAUUGUUAUUGGCAGAAAUGGAGAGAUGAUCAAGAAAAUACAGAACGACACAGGCGUCAGAAUUCAGUUCAAACCAGAUGACGGUACCCCCCCUGAGAGGAUAGCACAGAUCAUGGGCCCCCCGGACCAGGCACAGCACGCAGCAGAAAUCAUUUCCGACCUGCUCAGGAGUGUUCAGGCUGGUGGGCCCCCAGGACACGGCGGGGGUAGAGGGCGUGGUCGCGGGCAGGGGAACUGGAACAUGGGCCCCCCUGGUGGCCUGCAGGAAUUUACCUUCACUGUUCCAACCAUGAAGACCGGCCUCAUCAUUGGAAAAGGCGGCGAGACGAUAAAGGGCAUCAGCCAGCAGUCUGGAGCCAGGAUCGAGCUGCAGAGGAACCCUCCCCCCAACGCCGACCCCAACAUCAAAAUGUUCACAGUGCGGGGCUCCCCUCAACAGAUCGACUACGCCAGGCAGCUAGUUGAGGAGAAAAUUGGGGGUCCCGUCACUCCAAUGGGUGGCCCACAUGGCCCCCCCGGUCCCCAUGGAGGUCCAGGCCCACACGGUCCUCCUGGACCACCUGGACCCCCCGGGGCUCCCAUGGGUCCAUACAACGCUGGGCCAUACAACCAGGGCCCCCCAGGACCACAUGGCCCGCCAGCGCCUUACCAGCCUCAGGGGUGGGGCAACGGAUACCCUCACUGGCAACAAGGACAGCCGGAUCCAAGUGAGUGUCUACAGGAUAAAGCAGCAGCCGACGCCAACGCAGCAGCGUGGGCAGCUUACUACGCUCAGUACAGCCAGCAGCCGCAGGCCCCCAUGACCCCAACGAGUGGAGCUCCUGGGACAUCUCAAUCUAACGGCCAAGGUGACCCACCGCCUGCAGGGCAGAGUGGACAGGCAGAUUACUCCAAGGCCUGGGAGGAAUAUUACAAGAAAAUGGGUCAACAGAGUCAACAACCUCAGGACUACACGAAAGCCUGGGAGGAAUAUUACAAAAAACAAGGUCAAGCAGCCCCUCAGGCCACCGCUGCCGCAGCAGCUGCCUCUCAGCCUGGCGGUCAGCCCGACUACAGCGCCGCCUGGGCGGAGUACUACCGGCAGCAGGCCGCGUACUACGGCACAGCUAACCCUCAGUCGAUGGGAGCAGCACCACAAGCCCCUCAGGUACACCCCCGAUAAGAAUCUGCCCUCCACAUCACUGAAUAUUCAAUUUAGUGCUGUAACUGCCUUCCCCCCCUCAGGGUUCACAGGGCUCCGGUGACUCCCGCACCCUCACACACUUAACCAAAACGCCUUCCUCCCUAAACAGGUUUUAGAAGCUGACUCGCUAAUUCCGCUGUUAACAUGCAACGUAUCUUCUAUGUAUUUCUUCUGCACAGGGCCAGUAAUGUGAAGUGGACAUAAAGUAAAUGCUACAUUGUCGAAACAAAAUCCUUUGUUAAAUGUUUGGAUGCAGACGCCUUGAUGAAGAUCUUAAAUUUCCUUGGUUUGAAAGUGUUUCACAUAGAUGGCAGAUUUCCCGGCGAACACGUCCUUCUCCUUUUUUUUUUUUUUCCUUUUUUCUUGUAAAUGCUUUGUUUUUAGUGAGGUUAUUAUACAUAUGGUCAUUCCAGCCCUGUAUCUACAUUAAAUGUGGUUAGAACUCAUGUUUAUUAAGCUGUAGACAUUACCAUGUAAAUCAUCUCAGUUUUAAAAUGCUAUUUCCUGUUGUGUUUUUGCAAUAAAACAAACUGAAACCUCCUGUGUUGGUAAGUUGGGGUGGUUUUAAAGUAUAGGUGUUAAAGAGGAAUUUCUGUAUGUUGUUUUUACCGAGGGGGAGGGAGGUUUGAAACGCUAGCCAUGUGUGGGUUUUAUUGACUCAAAGUUGUGCUGUCCUGUCUCUCUCCAACUGUCUAUAAGGCUCUUAGAUACAUUAUGUGCGUGCAAUGAUCCCGAGUGGUUCUGACCAACAAACGUCCUCGUUGAUAGACAUUUAUUUUUUACACUUGUUUCUGAUUUUGCUCUGCAGUACAGAGAUGUUUUGUCAUGAGUCGUCAGGUAUCCAUGUAUCUUAUCUCAUGCAUUAACUGCGUUGCUAUGGCACUCCCUUUUUUUUAAUAAAUUCUGUCUGGUUUGCUGACAUUGUUGAGGUAGUAUGCACUGUUUUGAUAUAGACACUUCCUCCUCCACAGGCAAAUUUAGAAAAUCGGUAAGCAAGUAUUCUUCCUUAACAUGUUCCUCAGAAAACGUGGUUGCAAGAAAUGUUGCAUAUUUUUAGUGUUAUAUAUAUCUCUAUUUUUUUGUGCUGUUCUUCUUCCAGGACAGUCAGGUAAAUUGCCACUGUAUCAAAAAUGCAUUGAAACGUGUGUCUUGACCUUUUCAAAAUGCGAACUAACUCACAUGUAUGAAUUUGUUUUUUUUAAACAAAUGUUUUUUUAAUAUAAAAACAUUGCAAAAAAGUCGUUUUUGCUGUCCCCAUUCUGUUAGUGUUUAUCCAAUAUAAGAACAUAGAUGUUGUAGGGUCGGGGUGGCUAAGCAGUCUUCAUCCAUCAGUUGAGCCCUCCUAUACUGUAAGUACAAAACUGUGACUGACUUUUGAGAAGUAAACGCCUUUUUUGAUGCUUUCUGAACUGCAAAAAGAUGUAGUAUUUUUGUCCAAAUAUUGCCAUUUCCCCCCCCCCCCCCCCCAUGUCUCUGGGUAAGUAUGAAAUGUUCUGAGGAGAGGAAUAGAGCUUUAGUUUACCUCAUCUUUCUGAGACUCAUCUCCCCUUGUGACUCACAUUCAGACUUUGAAUCAUUCACAGUAUGUUGAUACUUGUAGAUUGCUGACUGUUUGUGUAGGUAGCAUUUUGUUGGAUUUCUGAACUGAGGGUUUGAAUGUCAGAUCUGUUACACUGAUGGUAGGAACUGUUUUUAAGGAUGUGGAUUUUUUUGCGUUUUGAUUACCUGACCUGCUAAGUGCCAUUUUCUAGUCGUCAUGUUUUCUUUAAAAUGCCAUUUAUUGCAAAAAUAUUUCAAAGAAAAGUCCCACUGCAUAACUCCAGUGUAGCAUGCUUAGGUUUUUAUUCCUGUUAUCUCCUAUAUCAGCAUGUGGAAUGCUAGUAGUGGAAGUGCUUCUGACUAGCCCAGUAUUGAUCUGACAUGCUCUGAAUAAGCACUGUUGUGAAAGGCUGUUUAAGCAUUGUUCACUGAUGGCAAACAGUGCAUUAUAUCUGAUCUUUGCAGUGUCGUCCCAGACCUUGCACCUUAGGUUCUGCUGCAAUAACACAGGUAAGCGAAACCUAAGGAAACCAGUGUUUUUGUCCAGUGACAUGACCAAUUUACAUGCAAAGAAAUGCUUACCUGUGAAUUUAACAUGCAUUUUAUGCCUAGUCGUAAACGAAAUGUCCUCUGAAGUAUGAACAGCCCUUUUUUUCUAAAAAGAUGAUCUGCUUUCAUGAAUGAACUGCAUGAUAUGAGCUGUAUGAUUUGUUGACUUUUGAAAAAGUGACUUUAUCCAGAAAAAGUUGUUGCCUAGGCUCACUGAGGAAAUGUUGUCUUUUUCGUAUGUGCUUAAUAUCUAUGAUAGCCUUGUCUUUGCAUCCCGGUAAGUCUUACAGCGACUGUUUCGAUGCUUCUAGACAUUGGUUUAUCAACACUGCAUGCCAUGUUGUCAGACGUUAGUUAGCAAUGUGCUCAACCUGUAGUUUAAAAGGAAAACGGUGAAAUACAUGCUUUUGAUUUUCUCUGUCGUGGUGUGAAUCUGCCCUCAAGUGCAGUGCAAAUCUCCUAUUGAAACGCUGCUGCCUUCACUUCUCGCUCACAGUGUUGGUCAUAGAUCAGGCCCUGUCGUAGUUUGUCCCCAAAAGGAGGGAUCCUUUUGAGUCAAUCCCCACUGCUGAACGUAGACCGUUCAAGAGCUCCAGUGAUAAGGUAAAACAGCAACGCAAUGAAAUUUAAAUUCUGUGAUUGCAAAGUGUUGGUCAGAUACAUGUCUUUCAGCUCGGAUAAUGUCUAUCUAAUAACCAUGAUUGCCAUAGUGUAUUUAGAGUUGUCUGAUGGUUUCUUAGCUUGAAUGCCUUCUUUAAUAACCUUUCAUAUAUAGGAAUGUGCUUUAGAAAGUUGGAUGAGGACAGGAAGUGAUGUACUUUAAAUCACAUGUUUUAUUGGCAGUAACAUUUGGGGGUCAUCUGUUUUGUUAAGAACCUACUCCUUAGUUUAAAGGGUCACUUACUGUCUGUCUACAUGUGAAAUGCUCAAGGGUUUCAACACAGUUCGGGGGGUUUAGAAGAAGCAAGAAGCAUGCCUUAGAGGUAAAACAAAGAUUUCAUGUGUUGUGUAUAUUAUCAAAAUAUAUUUGUUUGUUUUUUGAAUCGACUGUUCUGACUUUGAAAUAUUGCCAUGUUCAUUAAUAAAGUUGUAAGAAAUAA